Entrophospora sp. SA101 is the source of this 2862-nucleotide messenger RNA. The record is from the annotation of a GenBank genome assembly. Lineage: Eukaryota; Fungi; Glomeromycota; Glomeromycetes; Entrophosporales; Entrophosporaceae.
AUGUUACCACGUAUUAUGGACGAACAAGCGUCCAAAAGUAAAGCAGAUUUAAUACAACCAAAAGCUAACAAUAAACAGCAAGGACAGCAAUUGGCGGCUUUAUUAAGAGAAAAAUUAGAUUAUGAUUAUGAUCUUUUUACUGGUCAACGUCAAGAUAUGAAUCGUCCAAAUAGUGCUCCUCCAACUCAAGUAACUGAUCAACCAGGUCGUUUUGAUCCUGAACUCGAAUCUGCUUCUUCAUCCGAUCCACGUCUGGACCCUGAAUAUCCGCAUUAUUAUUAUGCAAAUUCUCGUCUUGAUCCAAGAUUACCUCCCCCUUUAUAUCAACCUGGCCAAUCAUGGCAACAAUUAUGGACUGGUAGUAAUUUAGGUGUGGGUGGUAGUAAUGCUGCGUCUCCUACUGCUGCUAAUCCUCCAACUACAAAUGCUGGUUUAAAUUCAAAACCAAAUGGUUUAAAUAAUCCUUCUCAAUCUACAAAACCAAAAAUAUUAGAAAAAUUUAGAGGCAUGGAUUCUGAUGAUGAAUUUUUACGUGAUCAUCCAUUGGAUCAAAGCACCAGCAGUGCUGCGUCACUUUGGCGUAAUGAAUUAAAAUCUCCUCCUCUUCCAACACAAGGAAUAAUUAAUGAUCCAAAUGCGAAUAAAAGAAAAAAUUUAGAUUUCCCAAGAACUCCGUCACCGAUGUAUGCAUUACAACAAGCUCAGCGUCAAAGACAAGCUGCUGCUCUAGCUGAAGCAAAUGCAAAUGCAAAUGCUGUUGCUGCUGCCAUGGAUUUAACAGACGAGUUUGAUAUAAAUGAAUUACGACAUUUAAGUUUAGAUGAUCAACUUAAUCAUUCAUCUCACCAUUAUUCAAAUGCUCCUUUACGUGGUGGAGGUGGUCCAGAUGACGACGAACAUCUUAAAUCGGUGGUAAGCGCUGCUUUGGAAGGUGAAGAUUUUGACCAUAGAUUGACUGGUCCUUUUGGAAGAGGAAACAAUUCACCACCUCCAUUUCGUCCAAAAUUCUCACCGCCACCUCGUGCGUCAUCGACUCCACCUACUCAGUCUCAUUUCCGUCAACACAGUUUAAAUUUUUCACAGGAGUUUCAUGGUGAUUUAACACACGGUGAUCUACUUUAUAAUAUGAAAAAUAAUAUGGAUGGAUCUGAUGAAUAUGAAGCACUACAGAGUGCAUAUCGUCAACAGCAAGCAUUAAAACAACAACGUCUAAAGAUGCAUCAAGCUCAAUAUAAUUCAUUAUUUAAUGAUAAUUCAACAACCGGAUAUUCUUCUCAAUAUGGAUUUGAUCCUUACUCAUCAAUAUCAAUGUGGGAUUCUCGUGAAGAUAAUUUACUUAACAGGAAUAUACUUUCAAAUGACUCCCCUUAUGGCCGUACCACUUCAUUAAGUGGCCUAAGUUCAACACGUAGUUCUGUCGAUUAUCAGAAAUCGCUACAACAGCAACAACUUGGUGCAAUUGGUGUAGGCCGCUCAGAACAAUUACUACCAUCUGAUUAUGCACUUUCAAAAACCAGUGGCCAGUACUAUGGAUCAUCUAGUCUUAGCAAUUCUAGUUUGGGUUCACUUAGUGGUGGCAGUGGAGGUCCAGUACUUACCCGCGCUUCACUCGCUGAAAAAAAUUUACCUGAGAAUUUGUCCUAUUUAAGUUAUAAUAGUCGUCGUAGCCAUGAUUUAAGUUCUAGCGUUUCUGAUCCCGGCCAUGGUAUGCGAAGUCAAUUAUUGGAAGAAUUUAGGAAUAAUAAAAAUAAAAAAUACGAGUUAAGGGUUAGAAAUAUUGUAGAAUUUAGUGGUGAUCAACAUGGAUCAAGGUUUAUUCAACAAAAAUUAGAAACAGCCAACAGCGAAGAAAAACAAUUAGUUUUCGAUGAGAUACUUCCAAACGCAUUACAAUUAAUGACAGAUGUAUUUGGUAAUUAUGUAAUUCAGAAAUUCUUUGAACACGGUAAUCAAAUGCAAAAAACUAUUUUGGCAAAACAAAUGGAAGGACAUGUACUAUCUCUAGCAUUACAAAUGUACGGUUGUCGUGUUGUACAAAAGGCUCUUGAACACGUUUUAACUGAACAACAAGCCACGUUAGUUAAGGAACUUGAUGGAAAUGUUCUCAAAUGUGUUAAAGACCAAAAUGGAAAUCAUGUGAUCCAAAAAGCUAUUGAGCGAGUUCCAGCUGAACAUAUUCAAUUUAUAAUCAAUGCUUUCCAUGGACAAGUAUUUACUCUUGCCACCCAUCCAUAUGGUUGUCGAGUAAUUCAACGAAUGUUUGAACAUUGUACGGAUGAACAGACGAAGCCACUGUUAGAGGAACUUCAUAGGUACACGCCAAAUUUAGUUCAAGAUCAAUACGGGAAUUAUGUAAUCCAACAUGUGUUGGAACGUGGUAAAGCUGCAGACAAAUCGAUGGUUGUAGCAAAAGUUCGUGGAAAUGUUUUACAAAUGUCCAAGCAUAAAUUUGCCAGUAAUGUUGUUGAGAAAUGUGUUGCUUAUGGCAGUAAAAGGGAUCGUCAAUUAUUAAUUGAAGAAGUUAUCAUGACUAAACCCGAUGGGUUAGAUCAAUAUGCAAAUUAUGUAGUUCAAAAAAUGCUUGAUGUGGUGGACGGUGACCAAAGAGAUUUACUCGUGGCAAAGAUUAAACCACAUUUACAAUCUUUGAAGAAAUACACAUACGGAAAACAUCUUAUUUCAAAGGUUGAAAAACUUAUGAUACUUACAGAAAAUCAAAAAAAUCAAAAUGGUACACUUACAAACAACAUCACAAAUUCCACUGAAAAUCUUUUAGCUGGAAAUAAUUUGACACCAUCAUCAGGUGGUUCUUCAAUAAAUUCCGAUAUUAAUGACGUCAAUAAUAAUUUGGAAUCAUCUUAA